Messenger RNA from Grammomys surdaster, 361 nucleotides. Its product is annotated as ubinuclein-2-like. The coding region runs from base 23 to 346 and encodes 107 amino acids. NCBI's taxonomy places the organism in Eukaryota, Metazoa, Chordata, Mammalia, Rodentia, Muridae. The transcript is spliced from 3 exons. The record is from RefSeq and is a predicted model, not a curated record.
UAAUGCCUCACCUCUGACUCUCAUGACAUCACCUUUGUCUGUAACAAAUCAAACUGUGACUCCUUUUGGGAUGCUGGGUGGCCUUGUUCCAGUGACCAUGCCCUUCCAGUUUCCCUUGGAGCUACUUGGCUUUGGAACGGACACAGCUGGAGUGACAACCACCUCGGGAUCUACCUCAGCAGCUUUCCAUCAUAGCCUAACUCAGAAUUUACUAAAGAGUUUACAGCCAGGAACUCAGCACGCAGCAACCCUUUCCCACUCACCUCUGCCUACACACUUACAGCAAGCGUUUAAUGAUGGAGGCCAAAGUAAAGGGGACACUAAGUUACCACGGAAACCUCAGUGACUUUCCAGCAAGCGA